UCUUCUUCUUCUUCUUCUUCUUCUUCUUCUUUAGCUCGUACCUGGAAAUACAAUGUCUUCACAAGCUUCCACGGACCAGACGUACGCAAAACAUUUCUCAGUCAUUUACGCAAACAGUUUACUUACAAUGGAAUCACAAUGUUCGAUGAUCAAGCGAUCGAGAGAAGCCAAAUCAUCGCUCCAUCUCUCACCGACGCGAUUCGAGAAUCGAGGAUCUCCAUCGUUCUCCUCUCGAAGAACUACGCUUCUUCAAGCUGGUGUUUGGAUGAGCUGUUGGAGAUUUUGAACUGCAAAGAAGAAUUUGAGCAAAUUGUUAUGACUGUUUUCUACAGCGUAGAUCCUUCUGAUGUCCGCAAACAAACCGGAGAUUUCGGUAGUGUUUUUGAUGAAACUUGUGUGAGUAAAACAGAGGAGAAGAGGCGAAAAUGGAGUCAAGCUUUGACCUAUGUUGGUAACAUAGCUGGAGAACACUUCCAAAACUGGGACAAUGAAGCAGAAAUGAUUGAGAAGAUUGCAAUUGAUGUUUCAGAUAAACUCAAUGUUACGCCGUCGCGAGAUUUUGAUGGCAUGGUUGGAUUAGAUGAUCAUUUGAGAAAAGUUGAGUCUUUGCUUGAUUUAGGUUAUGAUGGAGUUAAGAUUGUUGGGAUCUCUGGUCCUGCAGGGAUUGGUAAGAGUACCAUUGCUAGAAGUUUAUAUAGUAUGGUAUCUAAAACGUUUCAGCAUACUUGUUUUAUGGAUAACCUUCGUGAGAAUUAUAAGGUUGGUGUUGUUGAGUAUGGUUUGAAGUUGCGGUUACAAGAGCAACUUCUUUCGAAGAUUUUGAACUUAAAUGGUGUUAGGAUAAGCCAUUCGGGUGUGAUACAAGAAAGGUUACAUGACCAGAAGGUUCUUAUUAUUCUUGAUGAUGCUGAGAGUUUAGAUCAACUUGAGGCUUUGGCUGAUGUUAGAUGGUUUGGUCCGGGUAGUAGGGUGAUUGUGACUAGUGAAAACAAAGAGGUUUUGCAGCAACAUGGUAUUAGUGAUAUAUACCAAGUGGGUUUUCCAUCGGAAGAAGAAGCUUUAAUGAUCUUGUGUCAAUCUGCUUUUAGACAAAUCUCUCCACCGAAAGUGUUUAGGAAUCUUGCGAUCGGAGUUACUAGGAUUUGUGGUAAUCUUCCAUUGGCUCUGCAUGUUUUGGGUUCGUCGUUGCGGGGAAAGAACUAUGUUGACUGGAUAGAAGAACUACCGAGAUUGCAAACUUGUCUCGAUGGAAGAAUUGAGAGUGUGUUGAAAGUGGGCUAUGACAGUUUACAUGAGAGAGACCAAGCUCUAUUUCUCUUCAUUGCAGUCUUCUUCAAUCUUAAACAUGUUGAUUAUGUGAAAUCCAUGCUGUCAAAAACUAAAAUGGAUGUUAGACUUGGGUUAAAAAUAUUGGCCAAUAGACAUCUCAUCCAUAUAGGUCAUGGCGCUAAGAGUAUAGUUGUAAUGCAUCGUUUGCUACGAGUAAUGGCUAGAGAAGUUAUAUCCAAACAAGAGCCUUGGAAACGCCAGAUUCUCGUAGAUACACAAGAGAUUUGUUAUGUUUUGGAAAAUGCUGAAGGUAAUGGAUCAAUUACGGGUAUAUCACUUGACGUAGCGGAGAUCAACAAAUUAUCAAUAAGCGCAAGGGCUUUCGAAAGAAUGCAUAAUCUUUUCAUCCUAAAAGUUUACGACCGGUGGUUUACUGAAGAAAAACAACUGAACAUUCACAUUCCAGAGGAUAUGGAUUUUCUUCCUCGCCUAAGGUUACUACGUUGGGAUGCAUACCCGAGAAGGAGUCUUCCUUCAAGAUUCUGCCCAGAAAAUCUCGUGGAGCUCGACAUGGCGUCUAGCAAACUCGAGGAGCUAUGGGAAGGAACUCAGCCGCUUGCAAAUCUCAAGAAGAUGAAACUCUCUAGGUCAUCUUGGUUGAAGAAACUUCCAGAUCUUUCAAAUGCUACAAAUCUAGAGAGAUUGGAUCUGUAUGAAUGCAUCGCUUUGGUAGAGCUUCCAUCCUCAAUUUCAAAUCUUCGUAAGCUAGAUUCCUUAGAGACGAAUCAUUGCAGAAGUCUAAAAGUCAUUCCAACUCUAAUAAACUUGGAAUAUCUCAAAGAAAUCAAGAUGAUGGGAUGCUUACAGUUGAAAAGUUUUCCGGAUAUUCCCACCAACAUCACUAAGCUCUCUGUAAUGGAGACAAUGGUUGAAGAAUGUCCUGAAUCACUUCGGCAUUUGUCGUGUCUCGAGUCUUUUGAUAUAAGUGGCAGUGUAAAUCUCAAGACCUUUUCAACGCAUCUCCCCACGAGUUUGAAAGAGCUACACCUAGACAAAUGUGGUAUUGAGAGUAUUGCAGACUGCAUCAAAGGUCUUCAUAAUCUACGUGUCCUUGCUUUAACAUACUGCAAGAAACUCACGUCAUUGCCAAAGCUCCCCGGUUCGCUCGAAUGGCUACGUGCAAACCAUUGUAAAUCAUUGGAGAGAAUAAGUGGCCCUUUAAACAUUCCAGAUGCAGAGCUAGAUUUCUGCAACUGCUUCAAAUUGGGUCAACAAUCACGUCAAGAGAUUAUUCAAAACUGGUUUGAGAGCGGGCGGGCUAUCUUACCAGGAAGAAAAGUACCUAAAGAGUUCCAUCACCGAGCCAAAGGAAAUAAGUUAACAAUUCCUCCUUCUGCUUUCCACAAGUUGAAGGUUUGUAUCGUGAUUUCGACAGAGUUCGAUCCGAAAACCAGAGAUUCUACUAUAGUUUCAAGACUAUUGUGUCGUUGCAUAGUCAUUGGCAACUCAGUACACUCCACUGACAUCAAGUUUAUCCUACACGAUGUCUACAAAUACCGAAUGGAACAUCUGUUUAUAUUUCAUAUAUUGGACAUCUAUCCGUCGCCAUUUUUUAGCCCUUCUAGCAGAGAGAUAGUGCUCGAAUUCAGCAGCAUAGGCCAAGUUUUCGACAUUAUUGAAUGUGGUGUCCAGAUCUUGACUGAGGAACCAGACAUAAACAACAAUGAGGGAUCUGGAGAUGAAGAUGACCUAUGGGAUACACAUGUAUUCGACGAAUUAUCAGACAAGGAAGAAAAAGACGAUCACAGUGUAGCGUCCAAAGACAAAGAUGAGGAUGUCACAGAGGACAGUAACUUAGAAUCCAUGUCCAAGAAGAGGACGAUGACAAGUACUACUACUACGAAUCUGAAGAAAUGGGUUCUCUGCAUUUUUCUUCUUUUGUUUUUGUUAAAGUUGUCCAUCUUACUUUGAUCUUCUCUAACAUUAAGACAAUGUCGUACCACUGUACAAGUUCCUUUACUACUUAGUGUAUGUAGAUUAACAACAAAACUAACAAUAUGUCUUGUUAAUAUGUUUUUGUUCAUUCGGUUCA
This is a messenger RNA of Capsella rubella, 3361 nucleotides long. Its product is annotated as disease resistance protein ADR2. Lineage: Eukaryota; Viridiplantae; Streptophyta; Magnoliopsida; Brassicales; Brassicaceae. The record is from RefSeq and is a predicted model, not a curated record. Gene Ontology annotation, molecular function: ADP binding. Gene Ontology annotation, biological process: defense response; signal transduction. The coding region runs from base 139 to 3240 and encodes 1033 amino acids. The transcript is spliced from 4 exons.